AUGGAUACCGGAGAGAUGUCUAUAGAUGCAGCGGAUCACAGCUCCAUAUCGACAACUGGAUCUAUUCCUAAAACUAUAAUCUCUGAUUCUGUUUCCAAAGCUACAUUUAGUUUUAUGGAAAAGCGCGAAAUGUACAGAGUAAUCUUAGACGAUAAAGACUGCACCCCAGAUGAUAUAGUGAAUUCUGAUUUUGUCACAAUGGAAGAUACAUUUUCUCAUGCCGCUUUCGAAACCAGAGUUCGCUCCAGAAGCACUGCCAAAGAUGCUGGUAAAUGCAAAUCUACCGCCGACACAGGAAUGAAAGUUUACGCCACCACGAUCUCCCUUGACGAUAUCCAUAUCGACCACACAAUCAAUACAGAGGUGGGAUUCGUUUAUGACGAUGUCGACUUAGAAGUGGCACCCUCAGCUUUUUAUCUGCCCAGAACAAUGCCAAUCAUGUCGUACCCACCUGAAAUUUUUGUGAUAUUGAAAGAAACUGAAACACAUUUUCUGUUCGAGUUACCGAGUUUCUCGUACGAGAAAGGAUCCGUUGAAGGCAACGCUGUGGAGGAAGAAAAUGAGUUCUAUCAGUAUAUAACAGUCGGUAAAGGAAAAAAUCGAAAAAUGGUGAACGAAGAAACACAAACAAAAGAACUUGUAACACAAACACGUCAUACACUUGCUACAAGGCCGCAGAAGAAAAACGCUAUCGUGUUUGCCUCUAUGUGGGAUAUGCACGAUACGUAUGCGAAGCUCGCGAUGAUAAAACCAAAGGAACUAAUUGACGAGAUGGUCAUGUACCAGUCUGCUGCACCCAAUUUAUUGCGUAAGAAAAAGGAAAAACAUUAUGAUGCUCAGUUUGAAAGCAGAGGCAAAACUUUCGACGAGAUAUCAACUUCUCCACAGUUCUUAGAUGCAGUCCUUUUAACAGAGCGAGUUCUGGCGACGUUAGAGUAUUCUGGUGCGCAAAAAAAGUUUCGCGGUCUCGUUAGGAUAAAUCCAUUGUCGUUAGAUUUGGUUUACGUUUACACAAUGAAACCUCUUUGGACCCUCGAAUGUACUGAUACAGAAAAUAGACCUAUUUCGAGCAUUUCAUUCAACCCCAAAAAUAAUAACAUUCUAGCAGUUGGAUAUGGAAAGUUUACGUAUGCCGAAAAUCAGACUGGAUUAAUAUGUAUAUGGUGUACAAAGAACCCAUGUAAACCUGAGCGGUUAUAUCGUUUCGAAGAUCCUAUUACGUCACUAGCUUUUUCAGAUAAAAACCCCAAUUGGUUAGCGUGUGGUUUUGCAAACGGCGAUGUAUUGAUACUAGACGUAACAUCUUACCCGAUAAAAACGAUUGCUUCAAGCAAACGCGACACUAAUCCAUGCUUCGAACCCAUUUGGACGACAAAUUGGCGGGCUCUCGACAAAGACAACGAAUAUGUUAUAACAACAUGCCAAGACGGCAGAAUUAAUAAGUUUACGAGCACGAAAACUCAUGCUUUUAUCUGCACGCCUUUAAUGCGUAUAUCUACCGUCGAGGGUAAAAUGAAAGGUUUAGAAGCACCAAAGCAGUGUCUCAAAGAGGACGUGCCGAUCACUAGGUACCCAGCAGCGCUGUGUAUGAAGUGGCACCCCAGAAUAGAUCAUAUCUAUUUCGUCGGGACUGAUGAAGGCUGUAUCCACAAGUGUUCGACACACUAUUUAAAUCAGCAUAUGGAUGUAUUCAGGGCGCACGCUGGUCCCGUGUACAGCAUGCAAUUCUCGCCAUUUAUCGAUACUCUGCUUGUUUCUUGUGGGGCCGAUAACGCUAUCAGACUUUGGAUAGAGGGUAUGGACGACGUUAUACUUACAAUGAAUUGUCCAGCCGCCGUGUACGAUGUAGCAUUUUGUCCAGUAAGCUCUACCAUUAUUAUAUCGGCGAGCGGUAACGUGCUAUCCAUUUGGGACCUUCGAAGAAAAACGCACAUGCCAUGUGCAGAAUACACUUUCCCCAGUAAUGUAGUGUUAACAUUCAUACAAUUUACACCAUCCGGUGACAACGUGUUUGUUGGAGAUUCGAUGGGACGUAUUCAUACGUUCCACUUAGAAGACACGCCGAUACCUCCAUUCUACCAGAAAAAACUGUUGGACGAGACAAUAAAAAAGGCUCUGUGCACUCGGCCACAAAUGUUGAAGCAAUUAGAGAAACUAGAGAAGUUUAGACAGAAAUUUGGUCAAUAG
Messenger RNA from Pararge aegeria (speckled wood butterfly), 2187 nucleotides. Its product is annotated as dynein intermediate chain 4, axonemal. Bases 1 to 2187 code for a protein of 728 amino acids. Gene Ontology annotation, molecular function: dynein heavy chain binding; dynein light chain binding. NCBI's taxonomy places the organism in Eukaryota, Metazoa, Arthropoda, Insecta, Lepidoptera, Nymphalidae. The record is from RefSeq and is a predicted model, not a curated record. Gene Ontology annotation, cellular component: axonemal dynein complex. Gene Ontology annotation, biological process: cilium movement. The transcript has a single exon.